AUGGCUGUACUAUGCCCUUCCAUCCUGCCCCGAUCAGAAGAUGCUCGCACCAUUGCUUCCGAUGAAGAAGCUAGCCUGCGUUUGGCUCUGGUUGUCGCGGGCACAGUCGGUGGCAUACUUAUUUUCUUCACUCUUUUGACCUGCUACGUCUACGUGCGGCGAGGCCGUGUGCCCAUGGCACGCCGGAUUCCUGGCUCCAGGAGCACCAGCAAGUCCACUGCGCUGCUUACUUCGGCUUCAAACCUCUUGGGGCGAGCCCCGCUGUGCCGGAGACUGUCGAGCCAGGAUACAUCGUCGAAAAAGAAGGAAGAUACUGGCUUAACGAAGCCAUCGCCCAGUGAAAUCGCCCCUGCCGUAUCCCACACAUCUGGAAAUACGGACAGCAGCUUUAUCCAGCCACAUUGCAGACCUCUACAGAUUCGCAAGGGCUCCCUGGGGCCCAUGCCAUACGACUUUCCUCGGCCGCCUCCUCUCUCGUGUCAUACUAUGGAGUCAGAGACACAGAGCACGCUUUCGAAUCAAGUUGAUGAUUCGAUACAUGCUAUCCAAAGGCAGAUCUGUGAUCCUACCGACUGCUGCUUCGACAUCAUCGAUCCCCCGUGCUCUUCGCCGCUACCCCCCGCAACUUGCUGCGGAGAGUCAGGCUUUCCGUCAAUAGAGUUAUUUCACCAAGUUUCUGGUUCAACAUUGAGGGAGAGCCUAGACCGACGGUCGCUCCAAAGCGACCCUGUGAUCUUUUUUGAGGAGGAUCUCGAUCGAAUCAGCACGCCAUCACCGAGCCCAUCCCUCGAUCCUCUUCAAGAAUUUGCAUCCGAACAUUCAGAGCCGUCGUCCCGACCCACUAAACAAGUCUCGCGGCAUGCCCACACCCGAAGCUGCAGCAGCACUGUUAUCGUGCUUCCUGGCAGAAGUCCUAGGGCUAGCAUCUCCUCUUUACCUCCGCUCCAUGCCACAGCCUCUGUCAUAUCCAGUUGGAGAAAGACCCGUGAUCCGGAAGUCGGGAUAGCCCCCAAUCAGAGAGAAGACGUAUCUAGUCUUUUUCAAUUUAUCGCCAAUCUAAACGUAGACGAUGAAGUCUAUGAUGAGGAAAGUUCAAUGGAAACUUACAAUAACGACCACGUACCGGGUUGA
This is a messenger RNA of Ophidiomyces ophidiicola, 1131 nucleotides long. RefSeq lists its product as uncharacterized. The record is from RefSeq and is a predicted model, not a curated record. The transcript has a single exon. Bases 1 to 1131 code for a protein of 376 amino acids. Lineage: Eukaryota; Fungi; Ascomycota; Eurotiomycetes; Onygenales; Onygenaceae.